UAGUAUUCUGAUGUGGAACGUGGUGCAAAUGUGAAGUAUUAACAUACUUGGCUGAAGUCAGUAGAAGUCAACCUACUCUGGUGAACAAUGUCAAACCACAGUAAGAUAAAAAGUAAACCGUACAGGAAUUGGGUGAGAGGAGCCCUCGGUUUGUUCUAUCUCCAAAAAGGUCUCUAUCCCUUCACUGAUCGUGUUACCAAAGCGGAACAUGCAAAUAUCGUUCAAAACCUUACGCCAUGCACGAAUUGUGCUAUAGAAGACAUUCUCCCAGCACAUGCUAGUGGGAAUGUCUGUCUUCAGACGAACAAAGGAAGAUGUAACUGUAGAAAGAGGAAAAACAGAAACUGUGCCACAUGUAGCAAGAUCUAUGACGACAUAGUAUUACAGCACCGUUUCAGAGAUCCGUAUUGGGUGACUGAUUGUUCUACUUGGUACAAUGAUCACUGGCAGUUUGCAAAAUGUUUCUUAACAACCACAAGCAAAGGAUCAAACACUACUGCUGCCGAAACUGAUGCUUCAGGGUUGCUAAGCAUUAUCAUAAAUGGCGAGUUCUUCCAAUCAGAGAUUCAGUGCAACAUCGAUCCCCCAAAUGACUCUUUUAGUAAGGUGCGAGAGAUACGUAAUGAGAUUCUGCACAAUUCUACACUAGACAUAGCGGACCACGACUUGACAAGAUAUCUACAGUCUAUGAUAGUAGUAUUGGAAGACAAGAAAUCAUUAAAUCUUGACCCAGCAGCUCAGGCAGCAGUGUUGAAAUUAAAAGAGAUUCUUAGGGACGAAUUACUCAUAACAACAAAUGAGGAAGCGUGUGCCAUUCAAACUGCGCUAAAUGCCAUUAAAGUAGCUAAAAAACAGUCUGAAGAGAGUAUCAAAGUAGCUAAAGAACAAUCUGAAGAGAGUAUAAGAAAACUAGCAGAAGAAACUCGGAACACCAUCAAAGCGUCUGAAGAGGGUAUUAGGAAAUUGGCAGAAGAGAGUCGUAAUUCUGUACAGCUGCAGACACUGGAAUCUACUACAGGAAUAGCUAAAGCGGAGAAACAUGCAAUAGAAAAUGUAUCUACAGAGUUCCAGGAAACAUAUGAGCCGGAAAUAAAAAGGCUUAAACUAGGACACGAAGACCAUGAAAAUAGAUUAAAAGCAAUUGAAAAAGAACAACAAAAUUUACAAAUGAAACAACUUAAACUGGAAAAUCAAGUUGCCGAACUAAAAGCUACUGAAGAAAAGCACCAGACCAGGAUUGAAUACCUGAAACAAAAACAAGGUCUCCAACAAUACCUAGUGGAAGAGUAUCAGAAACAUUAUGUAAAGACCUCAAUUUCUCCAUUAAUUACGCGAGAAAAUGUCGUCAACAUCAGAGACGUAUAUGUAUCUCCUAGAAUGGUUGAAGAGAAUGAAGAUGACAAUAAGGGAAAUACGUCUAAAGCUGGAAACAGCAGUGAAACAAAUAAGAAGCAUAUAGAAUCUUAUCAUCGCUUAUUUAACAUGGAGGCCUAUGAGGGCAAUACCUCUAAAGCUGUAAACGACAGAGAAACGAGUAAGAAGCAUAUAGAAAGCUAUCGUGACUUAUUUAACACUGGCGAAAAACGAAAUCAGAAGAUUUUUGUCGUAGGAGACGUAGGGACUGGAAAAAGCUCAUUUUGUAAAAUGAUGAUGCAAAACUGGUGCAGCUCCAUUACAAAAAGAAGACAGAUUGAUGAAUCGUGCGUCCUGGGCGAAGACGAAGUGGUACAAGGAGAAGAAUGUAACACGUGCGAUAUGAAUCAAUUUGAUUUCUUAUUUUAUAUACCUUUACGCGAAAUACCGAAUGAUAUUGAUGACACUGUCGAUAUGAUAAAAGCUCAGUUAGGAAAAUAUACAACUCUGGUCGACAACAUAUUUACAAACGAUUCGGAGCGUUGUCUCAUUCUAGCAGACGGCUUAGACGAGUGGACACCACCUAAAUCAAACAGACAAUCACGACAUCACGGGAUACCGACAUCUCGUUUAGCAGGGGAUUCUACAAUACUUACAACAUCUCGGCCAUCGUCUCGCGGUAUCUUAAAUAUGAAAUCAUCGGAAUACGACUUGAGAGUAACUCUCUUGGGUUUAAAGGAUAGCUCUGUUCAACCUAUGAUAAAAAAAUACUUAGAGUUGUUUGAUAAAGCGUCAGCUUCCACAGCUUCUGAUAUAUCUUUCACAUUUUCUAAAUCGUUCAAAGACAUACACAAAGCACCGAUGUUGCUGCAGCAGCUUAUCUGGCUGUACUGCAAUAAUUAUGAUAUAACUCAUUCUAGAAGUUCUAUUUACUUACACAUUGUUAAUGCUGUGCUUGGGUGGGAAUAUGAAAGAACGGAGCAUUACCCGAAGCUGCAAAGUAACAGUCUUGAACAGCUUCCACUACCAGAGUCUUUUGAUAUGUACCCCAGAUGUCAGGAAAAUCGAGAACUGUUACUUCUUUUAGGUAAAAUUGCAUACGACGCAUACAUAACGGGUAAUGAGUCAUCACUUGUGUUUGGUCGGUACAAACUAAAGCAGUUGGGUGUAUCAGCUGAGGAUAUUGCUGCAAUUUUGCAGACUGGUAUCCUAACUGAAAUCAACUGUGCCGAUCCGACAUACGACAAGUCACGACUUACAUUCAUUCAUACGUCUUACGUGGAGUUUUUUGCUGCUUUAUAUAUGUGUAGCUGUUACCUAUCGAAAACUUCUGAUGCUCAUUCUUCGGUUACUCCAAUUUCUUUACUUGAGGGUCUCCUUGCAGUAACUCCAGAAACCUCUGUUGCUGAAAUGCUGCGAUUAGAAAAUGUGCUAAUCAUGAUAUGUGGACUAGUUCCAGGUCUUACAGAACAUGUUUGUGAAUGCAUUUAUAAGUUGACACCAAGGGCAGAGAAUAUGAAUGACUAUAUGGUAAAAAGUCAGAUACAGCGUUUGACUUUUAAUUGUAUAUCAGAACAUAAUUCCGAUGGUCAACAAACCGCAAGGUUUAAACUACGCCAUUUAAAUCUAGAGUGUUUUUUUAACAUGAAGCGUUUUUCUGAUAUAGAUCCUAGCAGUAUUGAAACAUUUAUAUUACGUUCAUUAUCACACGGUUGGUCGUUGUUAUCAUCAUUCUUGUCACAAGCAGUAUCAUUACGGGCACUUUGA
This is a messenger RNA of Mercenaria mercenaria, 3120 nucleotides long. RefSeq lists its product as uncharacterized. Lineage: Eukaryota; Metazoa; Mollusca; Bivalvia; Venerida; Veneridae. The coding region runs from base 88 to 3120 and encodes 1010 amino acids. The record is from RefSeq and is a predicted model, not a curated record. The transcript is spliced from 5 exons.